AUGUAUAAACUUUCAAAUGUAUUAAAAUUCCCUAAUGUGUGGAAUCACAUCGACAAAUUGCACACUUUAACACCACUGAAUAUUUCAGAAUGUGAAAAAUUGUGUGAUACAAUCAGCAGCAAGUUGUACCAAGUGAUUGGUGACCCAAGCAAACUAGUAGCUGCUUGUCUAAAACUAUCUUCCACCUCCAAUGUUAAAAAAAACUUAUAUUUACAACUAAAGAGGGGGUUAAUUACCUCACUUAAAGAGUUAGAGGUUGUUGACUCUAUUAUUGCCUUGGAGGCCCUUGGAAAUUUCUAUUGCAAAGGCUUUAAUGUACAAAAUCUACCAAAUUUACUUUACAAAAAUCUACUCGUAUCAAAAAAGAUAAGACAAUUGAACAUUUGUUAUGUUCCGAAGCUCUUAGAAUCUCUCCGCCGAUUUAACAUAGAAAAUACACAGUUGAUCGCAGAAAUAGAAAAAAUAAUAAAAUGUAACUCUCAAAAACUUAAUUUGGAUCAUAAUCUGUCGGUCCAGUUACUUAAAAAUUUAUGUAUAGUGGCCCCUGCGUAUAAGUUAUUGCUCAACAACAUUUCUAAUAUUAUAUUUACCAGACACGCAAAUGUAUUAAGAAUUAACGAUAUAAUUGAAUGUUACCAUUGCUUAAGCAAGGCUGAUUAUUAUCCCAGCUUUUCAGAUAAAAUUGAUCAAUUAUUUAUCUCAAGAUUUUGUGAGUUGACUGAUGACAAUUUAUUGCAAUUACUACACUGCUACAGUCUACAUUAUGCCAGAACUACUACAAUAUUGAAGAAAAUUGUGGCAAGAUUACACCAUAUUAUCACAUCCAUACCAACUGACAGUGCAAUUGAUAUUAUUUACAACUUGUACAAGCUACGCAUAUAUGAUCAGUCAAUAGUAAAUUCUGUUAACGUGAAAAUAUUGAGCGCUGAAUUUGACAAACUUGAUGCGAAACACUUAAUUAACUAUAUUACGGCAAUAACUUAUUUCAAGGUAAAUAAUUUAGAAAUAUACAACAAAGUGCUACCACAAAUUACUAGACACCUAACUCAUCUAAAGAAAGAUGGUAUAACCCAAUUGAAGAUUGUGGAAUUGGCUAUUAGGUUUGGCCAUGUACCCAAUAUAUACAAUCGGCUAUCAGAAUCUAGUAUGCAUCUAUUCCAUUUGGUUGGCGAUUGUGUUGAUAUUGUUGAGAGGUUUGACACUUCAAAUUUCCAAAAGCAAGUGGGCGAAGCAGCCUUGUUUAUCUACUAUAAGCUAAAUACUGAAGUAAAGAUUGGCCCAUUCAUGGUGGACUAUGCCACACCCAUGAGCGUGAAUGAUAUGUAUAACAUUAACAAUUACAGAACAAAUGACAAAGACAUAAACCCAGAAAUAAAUACAAAUGGAGUGAUUAUCGAGGUCGAUGGCCCUAGACAUUUUUACAAAAACUCACAUACAUAUACGUGCCAUUCUAUUGUGAAAGAUGAAAUACUUAAACUGAUGGGGUAUCGUGUCGUGCACGUAAAGUACUUUGAAUGGGACAAAUUGCCAAAUCUAGUUGAUAAACAGAAUUAUUUGCUACAACUAAUCACUGAAACCAUUAGUCAAUCAUAA
Babesia microti strain RI is the source of this 1593-nucleotide messenger RNA. Its product is annotated as RAP protein, putative. The transcript has 11 exons. The record is from RefSeq and is a predicted model, not a curated record. Lineage: Eukaryota; Apicomplexa; Aconoidasida; Piroplasmida; Babesiidae. The coding region runs from base 1 to 1593 and encodes 530 amino acids.